AUGAGUGAGAGAGCGAAGCGCCGCAAGGUGUACGGCUUCAAGGCGGAGCGCCAAGCCUUCUUUUCGAAAAAUGUCCGCCAGACGUUCCUCGAGGAGGGGCGGAAAAAAAAGGACGAGGAGCGCGCUCGCAUGGAGGCCUACCGAAAACUAUGCAAGGAGGAGGGGAUUGUGUCGAAGCGACUGGAGGACUACGACCGCACGCGCGAGGCGGCCAAGGAAAAUCUGAGCAGCACCCUUGAGCAAAUCGACUAUGACCAGAGCCUCACGAACAACGAAAAGAAGAAGCGCAAGUACAACCUGAAGCGCAAGUUUGCGGCGACCACGGUCAACGACCUCAUUGACAAGCGGCAGAAGCACUACAGCGCCGUCUCUGGAAUGGAGGAGGUGCAGCGCAGGCACCAACAGGAGCGGGAGGAGAAGCAGAAGACGCGCCAGGAGCGCGAGCGAGAGAAGCAGUCGCGCGUGCAAGCACGCAAGUCGCGCAACGCACUCUUUGCCAAGCGGACCAAGAAGGGGCAGCCGGUGAUGUCGAGCCGUAUGGAGUCUCUUCUCCAGAAGAUCAGCCGGCAGUGA
This is a messenger RNA of Leishmania mexicana MHOM/GT/2001/U1103, 573 nucleotides long. RefSeq lists its product as hypothetical. The transcript has a single exon. NCBI's taxonomy places the organism in Eukaryota, Euglenozoa, Kinetoplastea, Trypanosomatida, Trypanosomatidae. The record is from RefSeq and is a predicted model, not a curated record. The coding region runs from base 1 to 573 and encodes 190 amino acids. Gene Ontology annotation, cellular component: nucleus.